AUGUCAUUAUUGAAACCUGCCUCGCAUCUUUUGUUUUAUUCUUUUGUCUUUGGUGGUACAACGUUCUACUCGUAUGUGGCUUCGCCGCUAGCAUUCAAAGUCUUGGACAAGGAUCAUUUCUCGGCGUUGCAAAAUAAGGUGUUUCCGUACUUCUUUCAGAUGCAAUCCUUCUCGCCAGCGGUCUUGGCGUUGACGGCACCCUUUGUCCUCACCAGCGGACCGAUGGCUGCCCUCGCUACCGCCUCGGUCGGGGGGCUGGCCAAUCUGUGCUGGUUGCUUCCCUUGACGCGCAGAAUCAAGGAGGAAAGAAGAGCAGUAGCAGACAGACUCAAGGGUGACGAGUUGGAAGCGGCUGAUGAGCCCCUGCGCAAGCAGUUUGGCAAGUAUCACGGUAUGAGUCUGCUGUGUAAUCUGACCAACGUCUGCGGCAUGCUAGUCUACGGCGUUUACCUGUGUAGAGGCCUUAUCAGACACGUCCCAAAGUAG
Messenger RNA from Torulaspora globosa, 486 nucleotides. RefSeq names its product Tmh18p (gene TMH18). The record is from RefSeq and is a predicted model, not a curated record. Bases 1 to 486 code for a protein of 161 amino acids. The transcript has 2 exons. NCBI's taxonomy places the organism in Eukaryota, Fungi, Ascomycota, Saccharomycetes, Saccharomycetales, Saccharomycetaceae.